AUGGCCGAAGAUCGCCUCAACGCCAUGCGUGGCUACAAGGCCACAAUAAACAACCCCAACGUCUCCAAGGAAGCCAAGGAACACGCCGAGUACAUGCUCCAGAACGAAGUCGGCGGCGAGGAGGCGCAGGAGGAGCUGUACAGGCGACGGGGCGACUACGACAAGUCGCCGAAUCGGGUUGCGGGCGGGUUGAAGGCCGCCAUGCAUAACCCCGGCAUCCCGGAGAGUGGCAAAAAGAAGGCGCAGCAGAAGCUGGGGAAGGAUGCGCCGGCUGAGUAG
Messenger RNA from Aspergillus calidoustus, 279 nucleotides. Lineage: Eukaryota; Fungi; Ascomycota; Eurotiomycetes; Eurotiales; Aspergillaceae. The record is from the annotation of a GenBank genome assembly.